AUGGCGUCGCAAGCAAGCCUCCUCCUUCAGAAGCAGCUCAAAGAUCUUUGCAAACACCCCGUCGAUGGCUUUUCCGCUGGUUUGGUCGACGAAACCAACAUUUUUGAAUGGAGUGUAACCAUAAUUGGACCGCCUGAUACUCUUUAUGAGGGAGGAUUUUUCAAUGCCAUUAUGAGCUUUCCGCAGAACUACCCUAACAGUCCACCAUCUGUGAAGUUCACCUCAGAGAUAUGGCAUCCUAAUGUAUAUCCUGAUGGGCGGGUUUGCAUAUCUAUUCUUCAUCCACCUGGUGAGGACCCAAAUGGUUAUGAGCUUGCAAGUGAGCGCUGGACACCUGUUCAUACUGUAGAGAGUAUAGUGUUGAGUAUCAUAUCGAUGCUUUCUGGUCCCAAUGAUGAAUCUCCUGCCAAUGUUGAAGCUGCGAAGGAGUGGAGAGACAGGAGGGACGAUUUCAAGAAAAAGGUUAGCCGAUGUGUGCGGAAGUCACAGGAAAUGUUGUGA
Molecule: messenger RNA, 501 nt
Organism: Lathyrus sativus (Indian pea)
Lineage: Eukaryota; Viridiplantae; Streptophyta; Magnoliopsida; Fabales; Fabaceae
Source: the annotation of a GenBank genome assembly